Messenger RNA from Fibroporia radiculosa, 786 nucleotides. RefSeq lists its product as uncharacterized. NCBI's taxonomy places the organism in Eukaryota, Fungi, Basidiomycota, Agaricomycetes, Polyporales, Fibroporiaceae. The transcript has 7 exons. The coding region runs from base 1 to 786 and encodes 261 amino acids. Gene Ontology annotation, molecular function: calcium ion binding. The record is from RefSeq and is a predicted model, not a curated record.
AUGUCCGUCCACUCCAGCCACAGUGGCCACCACCACCAUCACCACCACCAUCAUUCCCAUCACUCUCACCACGACCCUGCCCGUGCGCCCUCGUACGGCGCCAGGUCCGUCUCGUCGUCAAGCAGCAUCUACAGCGGACACGGCGAUCGCAGCUUCUCCCCCGCCAUAUCGCCCCUCCCUCCUCCUCCGCCGCCCAACGGCGCGGACCCCCAGCUAUGGCGAUGGUUCAGCGCAGUCAACACGAACCACUCGGGCGCAAUUUCCGUCAAAGAGCUGCAGAAUGCUCUCGUGAACGGAGACUGGUCCAAGUUUGAUCUCGACACAGUGAAGAUGCUCAUGAAUAUGUUUGACGUGGAUCGCAGCGGAUCAAUAGGUUUCAAUGGUGCGCGUCUGGUCCCCCCACACGCACGCGUGCACCAGCCUUCUGAUCGGAAACCCGCAGAGUUCUGCGGCCUCUGGAAGUACAUCCAGGAUUGGCAAAAGGUGUUCAAGCACUUUGACAGAGACAGGUCCGGCACGAUCGAGGGCUACGAGCUCGCCGAGGCGCUCGGUAGCUUUGGCUACAACCUCCCGCCUACCAUUUUAACCUUGAUAGAGCAGAAGUACGCAUCCGGCCCAGCGCCUGGGAACGGCCCACCGCCCGGGAUUAGCUUCGAUCGGUUCGUCCGCGCAUGUGUGGUGGUGAAAGCCCUGACAGAGGCAUUCCACCGGGUCGACACGGAUCGUGACGGCUGGGUGCAGCUCAAUUACGAAGACUUUAUGAAGAUUGUGCUUAGCGCGCCGUGA